Messenger RNA from Staurois parvus, 254 nucleotides. Lineage: Eukaryota; Metazoa; Chordata; Amphibia; Anura; Ranidae. The record is from the annotation of a GenBank genome assembly.
CCAGGGGCGGACUGACCAUUUGGAAACUCGGGCACUGCCCGAGGCCCGGGGUAAGUAGGGGGCCCCAUGAGAUGCCCCUGGUACCUUUUUCAUAGGCUUUUUUGAGUUUGGGCAAGGACACAGGGCCCCAUGAUCUCCUAUUGCCCGGGGGCCCCAUGAGUUGUCAGUCCACCCCUGUCCAACCCUGCCCCCUACUGACCCCAGGCCCUCGGGCAGUGCCCGAGUUUCCAAAUGGUCAGUCUGCCCUGCUGCCA